UCACCUUUCUACUCAUCAAACUACAAUAUCUGCAAGAGGUCGUCAGACUACUCGUCGAACUGCUGCUUCUAAUAAUGGUGAAAAAGAAAGGCGUGAUGAAAAGUUAAUCACUUGGAUCGUGAUGGAUUUACAACCUUUUACAGUGGUUGAGGAGGAGAGCUUUAAAAUGCUUAUUCGCUGUCUUAAUUCUAGUUAUACUAUGCCUACAGGCCAAGCAAUAAAAGAUUGGAUUUUCAAUGAAUUUAAAAAUCGUCGCGCUAAAAUUAUUACUGAAAUCGUCCAAAUUCCUGGAAAAUUCUCCCUUAGCGCUGAAACUUGGUCUUCUUCUGAUUGUGAAGAUUAUAUGGGUAUUAUGAUUCAUUAUGUAGACUCUAAUUGGAAACUUCAUCAUUACCUAUUAGACGUAAUUCCAUUUACAACUGAAUUAACUUAUAUUAUUCCAAACAUCUUAACUGAGCUUAAAAUAAACAAACAACCUCUCGCUCUUACUACCGAUGAUGAAUCAGAAAUAAUCAGUAAUAAAUAUUUCGAAGAAUACCAAAAACAACUUAAAAAGACGGGUUUUCCUCAUUACAAAUGUGCUGCUCGUGUACUUAAUGUUGCUGCUAAACAUGUUUUAGAUGUUGUUGAUGCUUCUGUUGAAAAAGCGCGCUUGUUGAUGACUAAACUGGCUUUUAGUGAUGACAAAUUACAAAAUGAAUUACGUGUAUUAUGUGAAAGAAAAGGUGUUCCGUAUGUGGAUCCAGAGAUAGACAUAAUAAAUAAAUGGAAAAGUACCUAUUAUAUGUUAUCCAAUUUACAGAAAAUGGAUUCAGCAAUUAUUUUACUUGCCGAUAAUCAUCAUUCAAUUAAAGAGAGAUAUUUGGAUACUGCUGAUCAAGAAAAAUUGCGAGAAAUUCUAACCAUCUUGGCUCCAGUCGAAACUGCCACCAAGAUCCUUUCUGAAACUUCUUAUCCAGGACAUGGUGACAUACGUUUCAUAUUUUCAGGCCUUCAAAAAUUUCUUGCUAAUUACAUUGGACAAAAUGAUUCCACUCAAAGCCUUGCUGCUUCUUUGAUUUACCAAAAAAUCGAAGAAUAUUGGUCAACUAUGGAUACCUCUUCUAUGAUUUCUGCGGUCCUCGAUCCUCGUGCUAAACUUUGGACAUUUGAUCAUCCUGAAAGAGGCGAAAGAGCUCGUGAUGCUGUGCAAGGGAUUUUAGACCAAUAUAUUAAUCCACAAACCUUUGUCAACAGUGAUGAAAAUGAGAUUCAAGCCAUACGUCAAUAUUUUUUAAAUCUAUGUAAUCCACAAUUAGCAACUACGUCUAAAGAAAUGGCUAUGAAAGAAUUGGAUUCUUAUCUCGGAAUGAAACUUUCAGAUCAAAAUAUUAAUCCGUUAACUUGGUGGCAAACCUAUCAAACCGAGUUCCCGGUUCUUUCCAGGAUAGCACGUGAUUAUCACACUAUUCAAGCAUCUAGUAUCGCUUGUGGGUAUGCAUUUUCGGCGGAUGAGGUUGAUUUAUUAAUAUCACGUAGUCUCCUCCCUUCAGAGGUAGUAAGAGAGCAUUUAUGUGUUAGAAGUUGGAUUGCUGACGAAAGAGGGGAUAAAGAAUGA
Messenger RNA from Racocetra persica, 1597 nucleotides. NCBI's taxonomy places the organism in Eukaryota, Fungi, Glomeromycota, Glomeromycetes, Diversisporales, Gigasporaceae. The record is from the annotation of a GenBank genome assembly.